This is a messenger RNA of Zootermopsis nevadensis, 1264 nucleotides long. Its product is annotated as ubiquitin-conjugating enzyme E2 S. NCBI's taxonomy places the organism in Eukaryota, Metazoa, Arthropoda, Insecta, Blattodea, Termopsidae. The record is from RefSeq and is a predicted model, not a curated record.
UUGAAAUGUUGCUUUAUUGCGAGAACUAGCAGCAACAGCAAAGUGUGGAGUUGUGACGUUAAAGAUUUUUAUGCUUUCAUAUAAAGAAUUGUCCUGAAAAGUCUAUAUUGCUUUAGUUUACGUACAAUACCAUGUCCGCAAUGAAUUCAAUGUCGAACGUGGAAAAUUUAUCACCACAAAUUAUCCGGAGAGUAGUAAAGGAAAUGAAUGAUUUGGUAAAUGACCCACCAGAAGGUAUCAAAGUAAGCAUCAACGAUGAAGACAUCUCAGACAUCCAAGCUUAUAUAGAAGGGCCAGCGGGCACACCAUAUGCAGGAGGAGUUUUUCGAGUGAAACUUGCACUCGGGAAAGAUUUUCCACAAACACCACCAAAAGCAUUUUUUCUCACAAAGAUUUUCCAUCCAAAUGUAGCAAAGAAUGGUGAAAUCUGUGUCAAUACACUGAAGAAGGACUGGAAACCUGACCUUGGAAUCAAACAUAUACUACUCACUGUGAAAUGUUUGCUCAUUGUACCUAAUGCAGAAUCUGCACUGAAUGAAGAAGCUGGAAAAUUACUGCUGGAGCAAUAUGAAUGUUAUUCACAAAGAGCAAAAAUGAUGACAGAAAUUCAUGCAUUGUCAUCAAAAGUGCCAAAGGCAGGACUGGAAGUAGCAGCAUCAUCAGCAGAUGGUCCCAUGGCCAAGAAACAUGCGGGUGACAAGAAAGUAACAGCUGACAAGGAGAAGAAGAAAUUGCUUAAGGAUAAAAAGAGAACAUUGAAAAGGUUAUGAAACUGAAAUAUGGACUCCUGAUCUUAUCUUUUCAUACAGUAAUCUGUAGGAAAAUGGAAGAUCAGACUAGGAAAUAUUUUUAUGUAAAUAUUUUUAAAGAGAGAAAGGCACUGAUAAAGAUUUAGAUGGCAACACUUGAAGUAACAUUUAACAAGCAGUUUACUGUCAAAAACUAUUUAUAAGUGGUACACAUUAGAAAAUGAAAAAAAAAUCCUGUUAUUUAAAUAUGAAUAUGACACCAGUUGAACUGGUUUUGAGUGAAAACUGGAGUAUUUAUUGGCUUAGAUAUGUCUUUGUCUGAAAUUUAUUUAUUUUAUGAAACAUUUAAGCACCUUUUAUGUAUAUUAUAAUCAUUGGGACCCCCAGUGUUAAUAUUUGAACUAAUAUACACUAAAUUUGAAUUUUGUACAUGUGUGGAGAGAAUAAAACUACAAACACCUCAGGCCACAAGUAUUUCCAGCCUUGAGGUAACCUAAUAAAAAGUUAUAUACAGA